AUGGAGAACGUUCUGAGCAGUGAAAGAACCCCUUCUCGUAGUUUUCCAUCAAUUGAUGAGGAAAUAGUUGGUUUUGAGGAAGAUGCGGAAAGUAUAAUUGGCAUGGAGAAUGUUCUGAGCAGUGAAAGAACCCCUUCUCCUAGUUUUCCAUCAAUUGAUGAGGAAAUAUUUGGUUUUGAGGAAGAUGCGGAAAGUAUAAUUGGCAUGGAGAACGUUCUGAGCAGUGAAAGAACCCCUUUUCGUAGUUUUCCAUCAAUUGAUGAGUUAAUAUUUGAUUUUGGGGAAGAUGCGGAAAGUAUAAUUGGCAUGGAGAACGUUCUGAGCAGUGAAAGAACGUCUUUUCGUAGUUUUCCAUCAAUUGAUAAGUUAAAACUUGAUUUUGAGGAAGAUGCGGAAAGUAUAUUUGGCAUGGAGAACGUUCUGAGCAGUGAAAGAACCCCUUCUCCUAGUUGUCCAUCAAUUGAUGAGGACAUAUUUGGUUUUGAGGAAGAUGCGGAAAGUAUAAUUAGCAUGGAGAACGUUCUGAGCAGUGAAAGAACCCCUUCUCGUAGUUUUCCAUCAAUUGAUGAGGAAAUAGUUGGUUUUGAGGAAGAUGCGGAAAGUAUAAUACAGAAAUUGACUGGAUGUACCGAGGAACUAGACGUUGUCUCGAUUGUUGGAAUGCCUGGACUAGGCAAAACAACUUUGGCUAAAAAGGUGUUCACUCAUCCAAGCGUGGAUAAACACUUUGACGUUCAAGCAUGGUGUUCUAUUUCAAAAGAAUAUAAUUUGAGGAAGAUGUGCUCUGAGAUUCUUAAACAAGUUUUAGGCAGUGUGGAUGGUAUACGAAAUGAAGACAUGCCUGACAAGUUGCGCAAGAGUUUAAUGAACAAGAGAUACCUCAUUGUUUUAGAUGAUAUAUGGGAAGUUGAGGCUUGGGAAGAGUUGCAGUUAUCUUUCCCGGAUGAUGAAAAUGGAAGCAGAGUAGUGCUAACAACUCGAGAUGAAGAAGUGGCCAGGCAGCUUAAGCACCACAGUGAUCCAUAUUUUCUUCGAUUUCUCACAGUUGAUGAGAGCUGGGACUUACUUCAGAAGAAAGUAUUUCAAGGAGAGAUUUGUCCCCGAAAGCUACUCAGAACAGGAUUACGAGUUGCUGAAAGCUGCAAAGGAUUACCUCUUGUGAUCGUUUUGAUUGCUGGAAUUAUUGCAAAGAAAAGGGAAGCCUCUGUAUGGCUUGAGAUCGCGAAAGAUUUAAGGUCCCAUGUUUUAGAAGAGCAAAAUAUGAAGAUAAUAGAAUCAAGUUACGAUUAUUUGGAAGACCAUUUGAAGUCUUGCCUUCUUUACAUGGGAUUGUUUCUAGAAGACUACAAAUUUCCAGUGUCCGAUUUGCUAAACUUAUGGAUAGCCGAAAAUUUUGUACAAAACAUGGGCUUAGAGAACGUGGAGGAAGCAUCUAAAACUUGCUUGAAUGAACUAGUGAAAAAAAGCCUAGUAAUUGUUUCUGGACGGAGAGAAGAUAAUGGUGAGAUAGAGUACUGCACUGUUCAUGAUGUAGUGCAUGAGUUUUGCUUGAGGAAACUUACAGAAGAAAAGCUUAUGCAGUACCGGCCUUCAGAGGAACCCCAGUAUAUUAGGUUUAUCCAUGAUGAUCUUGUUCACCAAUUGGAGCAGUAUACAACAUCAUUGGAUAGGAUUCCAAUGUUGGCAGGCUUGAAGGAAGGAGAGUCUUUUGCUCAAUGUCAUGAUAGGUCUCUUAAGUUUAUUGCUCGUCCAAAGUCCCGUGAUAGCUUAAGAUUUAUUCGGGUGUUGCACUUGUCAGAUGUCUGUUCGGAAAGACGUUCUUGGACUACGGUAGUGCAAGCAGCAACUCACUUGAGGUAUCUUGCAAUUUGUACCCAAGAAUUUGAUUUCCAGUGGGUAUCACACCUACAAGAUCUGCAAACUUUGCAGGUGGUGCGAAAUGAUGAUCAACUUUUGGGGUACUUUGAAACAUCACCUUCUAUUUGGAAAAUGCAGAAGCUAAGACAUGUGGAUAUACAGGACUUUUCCUUCAAAUGGGAAGACAAUGAUCGAGCACUUUUCGAAAAAUCUUCAGAAACUGUGUUACCUAACUUGAAGUCUUUUGGGAAGUGUCGUAUAUACUUGGUUGAUAAGACUCCGGAGUUCUGGUGGAGAUUUCCAAAUAUUGAACAACUCAAGCUCCACUUUAUUGAACCAGGUUAUGAAGUUGAUAUGCCGAAUCUUGAAGAACUCCCACUUCUAUCUCUCGAACUGUGUUUCUCACGCGCAAUUUCAGGCUACAAAUCCAUAGGACGGGCCAGCUGUGUUGUCUUCCCUUCAAAUCUAAAGGAUUUGUCCCUUGAUAGGCUUUGCCUGACUGAAAAAGCUGUUUCACAACUUGCAAGACUGCGAAACCUUGAGAGUCUCAAACUACGUGAAGUAUACUUCCAAGUCUGA
Solanum verrucosum is the source of this 2436-nucleotide messenger RNA. Its product is annotated as putative late blight resistance protein homolog R1B-17. Gene Ontology annotation, molecular function: ADP binding. Lineage: Eukaryota; Viridiplantae; Streptophyta; Magnoliopsida; Solanales; Solanaceae. The transcript has a single exon. Gene Ontology annotation, biological process: defense response to other organism. The record is from RefSeq and is a predicted model, not a curated record. The coding region runs from base 1 to 2436 and encodes 811 amino acids.